This is a messenger RNA of Salvelinus fontinalis (brook trout), 3285 nucleotides long. RefSeq names its product bone morphogenetic protein 7-like. The transcript has 7 exons. The record is from RefSeq and is a predicted model, not a curated record. Gene Ontology annotation, cellular component: extracellular region. Gene Ontology annotation, molecular function: cytokine activity; growth factor activity. Gene Ontology annotation, biological process: SMAD protein signal transduction. Bases 348 to 1634 code for a protein of 428 amino acids. NCBI's taxonomy places the organism in Eukaryota, Metazoa, Chordata, Actinopteri, Salmoniformes, Salmonidae.
CCUCCUCAAAGUUUGCUCGCUGAGCUCGGCUCAUCGCACUUGCUGCAACACGUCUUGUCAACCUCUCACUUAACGCGUGAACCAGGGAGACAGUGAUAGUGAAAGGGGUCGGAGUAGCUGGAUGUAAAGGGUACAGGAUCGACAUUUAAAAUUCUGCAGAUCCGUGGAUUUAAGGCAAGCCAGUAAAAGUGGACGUUGAAGUGAAAUUGAUGUUGCAAUCGGGAACUCUUCCCUCAACAUGAGGGGCCGUCAAUGAUACGGGUAUUGAACAAACCUGUUGCGACGUUCAAUGUCCUUGUUCUAAGUCUUGGGUGAGAGCACUCAGCGCAAUUACGCACGGCAUCAUUAUGGUUUUAUUUUUGGAUAGACGUGUCCCUGCUUUGUUCCUACUUUGGGGCUACUGCGUUUUUGCGGACACGGUCUUUUCGAACUUUACCCUGGACAACGAGGUCCACUCCAGUUUCAUCCACCGGCGGCUGAAGAGCCAGGAGCGCCGGGAGAUGCAGCGGGAAAUCCUCUCGAUCCUCGGGCUGCCGCACCGGCCACGGCCGCAUCUCCACGGGAAGCACAACGCGGCACCGAUGUUCAUGCUGGACCUGUACAACGCCAUGUCCACGGAGGGGAAAGAGGAUGGGUACUCCUACCCAUACAAACCCAUCUUCACCACCCAGGGGCCGCCGAUAGCCACUCUUCAGGACAACAACUUCCUAAACGACGCAGACAUGGUUAUGAGCUUUGUCAAUUUAGUGGAACGCGAUACCGAGUUCCUACCCGUCUGGCGGCACCACCGAGAGUUCCGUUUCGACCUAUCACGCAUUCCCGAGGGGGAGGCGGUCACCACCGCAGAGUUCCGCAUCUAUAAGGGCUUCAUCCACGAACGCUUUGACAAUGAAACCUUCCGCGUCAGUGUCUACCAGGUGCUGGAGGAACACAUUGACAGGGAGUCAGACCUGUUUCUGUUGGACUCGAGGGUCAUCUGGGCGGCUGAGGACGGCUGGCUGGUGUUUGACUUGACAGUGACCAGUAACCAAUGGGUCUUGAACCCUGGACACAACCUGGGCCUGCAGCUGGCUCUGGAGAGCACUGACGGUGUGAGUGUGAACCCGCGGUUGGCAGGGCUGAUCGGCCGCAGUGGUCCUCAGAAUAAACAGCCCUUCAUGGUGGCCUUCUUCAAAGCCACCGAGGUGCACCUGCGCAGCAUCCGCUCAGCACCAGGGGGCGCCAAACAGCGCAACCCCAACCGCUCCAAAGGGGCCAACAAGGGCCAGGAGGCACUCCGAGUGGCCAACAUUGCAGAGAACAGCAGUGCUGACCAGAAGCAGGCGUGUAAGAAACACGAGCUCUACGUCAGCUUCAGGGAUCUGGGGUGGCAGGACUGGAUCAUAGCUCCAGAAGGCUAUGCAGCGUACUACUGUGAGGGAGAGUGCGCAUUCCCUCUCAACUCCUAUAUGAACGCCACAAACCAUGCCAUCGUGCAGACACUAGUCCACCUAAUAAACCCCGACACCAUUCCUAAGCCCUGCUGUGCCCCCACCCAGCUCCACGCCAUCUCGGUGCUCUACUUUGACGACAGCUCCAACGUCAUCCUCAAGAAGUACCGCAACAUGGUGGUCAGAGCCUGUGGCUGCCAUUAGACUGCAGCCAACCUCUCAACACACACACACACACACACACUCACGCACGCACACAUCUAAAUAUCCCUCAACGCAGGUCACUUUCAUCGAGACUCGAGACUUUCUUCCCCAGAUUCACCUGAAUAUACACAUGAACGGACUACAUUUCCCAGAGUGCCUUGCUGAGCUCCUGGACGGGAACUACAUGAGGACCGGGCAGACAAUCAUGCUUAUUGAGUUCAACCGGGAACACACACACAUACUUCCUGUGCUUUCUACUGUGUAUGAGACAUUUUAAACAGUGAUUGUAUAGUAAUACACAGUCAACAAUCUUUUGUUCAUUUAAAUGUGUUUUAUUGUAUUUCACUCUGUUUUUCUAGAUAUUUUUGAUUGUUUUUUUUAUGACUGAAAGGCUAUUGGAACUGUGGAUGCUCUAUGGCCUCUUCAUGGACAAUACUGUGUAAAUAUUUUUUUAAACAAAGAGAAGUGUAUUUAUUUCCUGGUCUUGGGCAUGUUAAGGGUUUUUCUCCUGUGUCUACAUGCACAUGUACUGUAUUUUAUGCAGCUCUUUACCUUGGGUCCCACUCAUCAUACAGUACAGCACAAAGACACCUCUCUCUCUGUCUCGCUCUUUUCUCUCCCCUCUCUCUCUCUCUCUCUCGCACUCUCUCUCUCUCUCUCUCGCUCUUUUCUCUCCCCUCUCUCUCUCUCUCUCUCUCUCUCGCACUCUCUCUCCUCUCUCUCUCUCUCUCGCUUUCUCUCCUCUCUCUCUCUCUCUCUCCUCUCUCUCUCUCUGUCUCUCUCUCUCUCCCUUUCUCUCUCUCCCCACCCUCUCUCUCUCUCUCUCUCCUCUCUCUUUCUCUCUCUCUCCCUUUCUCUCUCUUCCCACCCUCUCUCUCUCUCUCGCUCUCUCUCUCUCUCUCUCUCUCUCUCUCUCUCUCUCUCUCUCUCUAUCUCUCUCUCUCUCUCUCUCUCUCUCUCUCUCUCUCUCUCUCUCUCUCUCUCUUCCUCCUCUGUUUCUCACCAUGCUAGCUCUGAGAUGUGUUUUUCCUGCACAGUAACAGUGCUAAAUCUAUCAUCAGUAUGGACCUAUCACUACAGCCCUGUCAUGGGAAAUAACUCAGCCUGUUCCUCUCCUUAUUCCAAACAUUGUCUUAAAGACAUGUUCUGAUGUCAUACGCACACUAGUGUAUUGGACUCAGAUAAUGCUCUCUUUAUAAACUAGGCUUUGACUUGAAUGUUUUAUUACAAUAAUAAGCAAUAAUACAGAGAGUGUUUCAGAAAAACAAAAGGAAGAGAAUGAUUGGGGAACGAAAGAGAGAGAAAUUGUGUCUAGGGUGUGUGUGUGUGUGUGUGUGUGUGUGUGUGUGUGUGUGUGUGUGUGUGUGUGUGUGUGUGUGUGUGUGUGUGUGUGCGUGUGCGUGUGUGCGUGUGUGUGUGCGCGUGUGUACCAUUACCUUGAGCACCACGAGUCUGUUGUGUGUCAGGUGGUUUUAGGAUGGUCUGUCGUUUUAUCCUCUGCUGUAAAGGCUGAUGUCUAUCUCUUCCUUAUUUAAGAGGACUAUUUAUUGAGAGCUGAGGCUGGUACUCUCUGCCAACGCAGCAUCUUGUUCACUCACAACAGUCUUUGUUUUACUGCAAAACUGGUUUAAUAAAAUCGGAGGAAGCAUCA